UUCUCACCUGACCGCCUCUCAAUAAAACAUUGACGUAACAAGAUGACUCUUAAGUCCUGGUUCACUUGGAGAACGCUCGUCUUGAGCUACCUCGCAGUAGCCCGAACUGGCAGGGCCGGUGUCAUAUCGCUGGAAGGCGAACCUCAUCAAGAUCAUCAGCACAAUGAUCUCCACCUGCACGACCAUCACGCAUCGGUGGCCAGCUCCUUCAUGCAUUUCCACGGACCAGUCGAAGGCCCGGAGUUCGAAGUUAAGGUACCGUACAUCAUCCCUCACAGCAGCGAGCACAACCACCUGGUCCACGGUGAAGGUCACGAGUCCACCGAAGAAGCAGGAAGCGACCAUGACUUCCAUCACGGUUACACCCUCGACUACGUCGCACAUCCGAAGUACAAGUUCUCUUACGGCGUCGAGGAUCAUCAUACCGGCGACUUCCAUGGGCAGAAAGAAACUCGAGAUGGAAGCAGCGUCACGGGCGAGUACAGCGUGAUGGAACCAGGUGGCAACCUCAGAAUCGUCACAUACCGCGCGGACAAAGAUGGCUUCCACGCGGUAGUUCACAACUCCGGAAAAAACGAUCAUGCAGGUGGAACCUACAGUUCUGAAGCUCACUAUGAGCGGCAAGGUCACCAUCAUCCUCAUCAAGAAAUUCACGUUCAGGAACAACCUCAUCACGAAGAGAGUCAUGGCGGACACGGCCUCCAGGAGUACGCGGCUGGGUACGGUACUCACGAGGCUUACAACUGAGCCCUUCCCCCAGCCCUCAUUUUUCCACCCUUCCCAGUUCCAGCCUCGUGGAGCUUUUCAUCGAGAUCUCUUUCGUACCUGCACUCUGCAGCACUGCCCUUGGACCAGGUAGCUUCCCAGGAAGCGAAGUAGGCCUGAAAGCUCAAGAUCCAGAAUUCCAUUGUUUUUCUUCAUUCGGACGAUUCCAAGUCCCAAAUUAGUGCAGAGCUCGUCAAAACGGAAACUUUCGUUUCCACUUUUUUGCUUAUCGCCGUUAGAAUUUUUCAAUCAUUUUCUAUCAUAUUCCUUGUCCGUACCAAAGUCUCUCGAUCACCAGUCUCGUCAAGUGUCACGAGGACACGCAUCGCACCGUCAUCCUAUGUUUGUAUGUUGUAAAUAUUCGUUUUUGGUCGUAAUAAAGUUAAACGUAU
This is a messenger RNA of Venturia canescens, 1157 nucleotides long. Its product is annotated as histidine-rich glycoprotein-like. Gene Ontology annotation, cellular component: extracellular matrix. The record is from RefSeq and is a predicted model, not a curated record. The transcript has 3 exons. Bases 43 to 747 code for a protein of 234 amino acids. Lineage: Eukaryota; Metazoa; Arthropoda; Insecta; Hymenoptera; Ichneumonidae.